Homo sapiens (human) is the source of this 3026-nucleotide messenger RNA. It is a transcript of the gene THSD1, whose product is annotated as thrombospondin type 1 domain containing 1. Gene Ontology annotation, cellular component: extracellular region; endosome membrane; membrane. The record is from RefSeq and is marked reviewed. NCBI's taxonomy places the organism in Eukaryota, Metazoa, Chordata, Mammalia, Primates, Hominidae. Bases 224 to 2782 code for a protein of 852 amino acids. The transcript is spliced from 5 exons.
GUGGGAGCCGAACGCCGCGGGGUCAGGGCGUGCAGUCUGGGACGCGGGAUGCUUGGCGCUCUACCUCGCCGCCCCUGAGCCUUCCCGUCCGCCUCGCCACGCGCCCGGACGGCCUGGGGUUGCUGCCCGUCAGUCUCGAAAGGUGUUUUUGGGGAAAAAAAUCACAAUCUGGACGUGAGAAAGGACAUGAGGAGACUAAAGACCUGGGAUUUUGUCAAUCAGAAUGAAACCAAUGUUGAAAGACUUUUCAAAUCUAUUGUUGGUGGUACUCUGUGACUAUGUUCUUGGAGAAGCUGAAUAUCUUCUCUUGAGAGAGCCAGGCCAUGUAGCACUAAGCAACGACACAGUGUAUGUGGAUUUCCAGUAUUUUGAUGGUGCUAAUGGGACACUGAGGAAUGUAUCUGUCCUGCUGUUGGAGGCCAACACCAAUCAGACUGUAACUACCAAGUACCUCCUGACCAACCAGUCCCAGGGAACACUAAAGUUUGAGUGCUUCUAUUUCAAGGAGGCUGGUGACUACUGGUUCACAAUGACUCCAGAAGCAACAGACAACAGCACUCCAUUCCCCUGGUGGGAGAAAAGUGCCUUUCUGAAGGUGGAAUGGCCUGUCUUUCACGUUGACUUGAAUAGGAGUGCCAAGGCAGCAGAAGGCACCUUCCAAGUGGGCCUAUUUACCAGUCAACCACUGUGCCCGUUUCCUGUGGACAAGCCCAACAUCGUAGUGGAUGUCAUCUUCACCAACAGUCUUCCUGAGGCAAGAAGAAAUUCAAGACAGCCGCUGGAAAUAAGAACCAGCAAAAGGACAGAACUUGCUCAAGGUCAGUGGGUUGAGUUUGGCUGUGCACCCUUGGGGCCAGAAGCCUAUGUCACCGUGGUGCUGAAGCUGCUUGGGCGAGACUCAGUCAUUACCUCCACAGGACCCAUUGACCUGGCCCAGAAAUUUGGAUACAAACUGGUGAUGGUGCCAGAACUCACAUGUGAGUCCGGGGUAGAGGUGACAGUGCUGCCUCCACCAUGCACCUUCGUCCAAGGAGUGGUCACUGUCUUCAAGGAGGCCCCCAGAUACCCUGGGAAGAGGACCAUUCACUUGGCUGAAAACAGCCUGCCCCUGGGAGAGAGGAGGACAAUUUUUAACUGUACUUUGUUUGACAUGGGGAAGAAUAAGUACUGCUUUGACUUUGGCAUUUCAAGCAGAAGCCAUUUUUCUGCAAAGGAGGAGUGCAUGCUAAUUCAGAGAAAUACAGAAACUUGGGGACUGUGGCAGCCAUGGAGCCAGUGUAGUGCCACAUGUGGGGAUGGUGUCAGAGAGCGUCGCCGAGUGUGUCUCACUUCCUUCCCCUCCAGUCCUGUCUGCCCUGGAAUGUCCUUGGAGGCCUCCCUGUGUUCCCUGGAGGAGUGUGCUGCUUUCCAGCCAUCCAGCCCAUCUCCUCUUCAGCCCCAGGGUCCAGUGAAGUCCAACAACAUCGUGACUGUCACUGGUAUAUCCUUGUGCUUGUUCAUCAUCAUUGCCACUGUGCUCAUCACGCUGUGGAGGAGGUUCGGCCGGCCAGCCAAGUGCAGCACACCUGCUCGACACAACUCCAUCCACUCCCCCAGCUUCCGGAAGAACUCGGACGAGGAGAAUAUCUGCGAGCUGAGCGAGCAGCGCGGGAGCUUCUCGGAUGGGGGAGACGGGCCCACGGGGAGUCCAGGGGACACAGGCAUCCCUCUGACCUACAGGCGGAGCGGGCCGGUACCUCCCGAGGAUGAUGCCUCUGGCAGCGAGAGCUUCCAGUCCAACGCCCAGAAGAUAAUCCCACCUCUGUUCAGCUACCGCCUUGCCCAGCAGCAGUUAAAGGAGAUGAAAAAGAAAGGUCUGACGGAAACUACCAAAGUGUAUCACGUGUCUCAGAGUCCCCUGACAGACACUGCCAUUGAUGCGGCCCCCAGCGCUCCCUUAGAUUUGGAAAGCCCGGAAGAAGCUGCAGCAAACAAGUUCCGGAUCAAAUCCCCAUUUCCGGAGCAGCCCGCGGUCAGUGCCGGGGAAAGGCCUCCCUCCAGGCUGGAUCUAAAUGUGACUCAGGCCAGUUGUGCCAUAAGCCCCAGCCAGACUCUGAUCCGCAAGUCACAGGCAAGGCACGUGGGCAGCAGAGGGGGCCCGUCCGAAAGGAGCCAUGCCAGGAACGCCCAUUUCAGGAGGACAGCGAGUUUCCAUGAAGCCAGGCAGGCCCGGCCGUUCCGAGAGAGGAGCAUGUCCACUCUGACUCCACGGCAGGCCCCUGCCUACAGCUCUAGGACGCGGACCUGCGAGCAGGCAGAGGACAGAUUUAGGCCUCAGAGUCGAGGUGCCCACCUGUUUCCUGAAAAACUGGAGCAUUUCCAAGAGGCAAGUGGAACCCGUGGUCCAUUAAACCCUCUCCCUAAAUCCUACACUUUGGGGCAGCCCUUGAGGAAACCAGACCUUGGGGAUCACCAGGCAGGAUUAGUGGCCGGAAUUGAGAGAACAGAGCCCCACAGAGCUCGUCGGGGACCGUCCCCCAGUCACAAGAGUGUCUCAAGGAAGCAGUCUUCUCCCAUAUCCCCCAAAGAUAACUACCAGAGGGUCAGUUCUCUGAGCCCUUCUCAGUGUAGAAAAGACAAGUGUCAAAGCUUCCCCACUCACCCUGAGUUUGCCUUCUAUGACAAUACGUCGUUUGGCCUCACUGAGGCUGAGCAGAGGAUGCUGGACCUCCCAGGAUAUUUUGGGUCAAAUGAAGAGGAUGAAACCACAAGUACACUUAGCGUGGAGAAGCUGGUGAUCUAGACUGAGAAUCAGCCUGAGCUUUACACAGCUGGGGUCUGCUACUCGCGUUUUGUAGACUUUUGUGUAACUAUUUGUACCGUAGGACAGAAUGUGAGGAGGAAGUAACACACAGAGGAGGAUGUGUGUGUAUGCAUGUGUUUGAAUUCACAAGGAAGAAAUUAUUUAUCUUGAGCUUUUUCCUUUGUUAUUCAAUUUCUAUUGAUUUAUUAGUAAUAACAAUGAUAAUAAAAUGUAAAUGAGCAAA